UGUCACAUGGUGCGGGGACGUAACGCCCCGGCCCAGUCACAUGAUCACCAUGUCAUCAAACGUCCUUUAAUCCCUUGGAAACUGGCAUUUACCGUUCUAGACAGAUACCUACAAACCCUGAAUAUUGUUCUGAAAAAAAGAGAUUCCAAUAAAAGAAAAUGUAUUGUAUCGAUCAGAUUAAGGAACAUAAAAAGAGCCUCUAAUUACUGGUGUUUAUACACAGGGCACCUCUUCUACUGAAGCAGCUCCAGUCCAAAGACCAAGAUGAAGAGUGGACCUACUAUGGCAACACUUGGGUACUCUACCUGAAGGUGUUUGUGUCUGAAAUGUUCAGCACAGGUCAUUUCAUCUACAAGGUACAUCAUGCUAUCCCCUCCGGAGAUGGGUGAUAAUGCACUCAGAUUCCAUGGCGUAAGAUGACCACAAUAAAAAGAAAGAGCUGUGCUAACUAAUGUACAGGACAGUGACAUAAUGCAAGACUGGGCAGUGGAAGAUAUUGGGACCCACCUUGAAGAUGAGCCUUGCAAUUUCACUUCUGAUAUAGAUCCAGCCAUUACUGAGGCGUCCAAUAUUUCAAGGAGGUUCUCAAACAGUUGUUCAGGAAAAGAGAUGGAGAAAUCAUCCACUCCUAAUGAAAAGCACAAGACGAAUGAAGUCACUCCCAUGCCCUAUACAUGCGCAGAGUCUCAAGAAAGUUUUGCUUAUAGUUCAAAUCUUGUGAUACGAAAGAGAGCCAAUCAAGGAGACAAACAGUACAAUUGUAGCACUUGUGGAAAAACCUUUGCUCGCAGCUCUAACCUUGUAAUGCAUCAGAUUAUACACACUGGUGAAAAACCAUAUGUAUGUAGUAUAUGUGAAAAAAGUUUUACUCAUAGUUCACAUCUUGUUAGACAUAAAAGGGUUCAUACGGGAGCAAAACCAUAUAUCUGCACAGACUGUGGAAAAAGCUUCAACCAAAGUUCUAAUCUGGUAACUCACCAAAGAACGCAUACUGGGGAGCGGCCAUUUUCAUGCACUGAAUGUGGCAAAAGUUUUACUGACUAUUCUGCUCUAGUUAGGCAUGUGAGAGUUCACACUGGUGAAAAACCCUACUCCUGUACAACAUGUGGGAAAGGAUUUUCUGACCGUUCCAAUCUUAUUGUUCAUCAGAGGACACACACAGGAGAGCGUCCUUAUGUGUGUAUUGAAUGUGGAAAAGGCUUUACCGAUAGCUCUUCUCUCGCAAAGCACAGGAGAACCCACGAUACAAAGAAGCUAUAUAUAUGCUCUGAAUGUGGCAGGAGCUUCCUUGAUUACGCCUCUCUCGUUAAGCAUCAGAAAACUGAAAAAGCAUCAGAUCCUCCAAAAGCGUAGUCUACACCACAGUUUGAAACUAUAAUUCAGUCUUGGAACAGAACAGGACAUAAUACACAUAUGCUGAAUGAA
Molecule: messenger RNA, 1425 nt
Organism: Pseudophryne corroboree (corroboree frog)
Lineage: Eukaryota; Metazoa; Chordata; Amphibia; Anura; Myobatrachidae
Product: zinc finger protein 239-like
Exons: 5
Coding region: 472-1353 (293 amino acids)
Source: RefSeq, a predicted model, not a curated record